Dromaius novaehollandiae (emu) is the source of this 4258-nucleotide messenger RNA. RefSeq names its product solute carrier family 39 member 6 (gene SLC39A6). The transcript has 10 exons. Gene Ontology annotation, molecular function: zinc ion transmembrane transporter activity; monoatomic cation:bicarbonate symporter activity. The record is from RefSeq and is a predicted model, not a curated record. Gene Ontology annotation, cellular component: plasma membrane. Gene Ontology annotation, biological process: intracellular monoatomic cation homeostasis; zinc ion import across plasma membrane. Lineage: Eukaryota; Metazoa; Chordata; Aves; Casuariiformes; Dromaiidae. The coding region runs from base 141 to 2288 and encodes 715 amino acids.
GGAGGUCGGGAAGGGAGGGGUCGGCGCAUGCGUGUAGCAGUAGCUGAGGAGGGGGGGUCGGCAGCAGGCUCGGGCGCGUCUUAGUGGUUGGUUGGCUUGCGGUGCGGGAGCCUCAGUUGUCGCUGGAGUAGGAAACUGCAAUGGAGAGUACAGUAUCAGUCACUUGCUUUUUAUCAUUUUCCAUACUGAUGUGUGAAAGUUAUCAUCAUGGAGUGGAGACAGCUUCUGUUGUGCAGACAGCAGAGAAAACUUUUCCAGAAAAGGCAGCUGGCAUCAAUACUGACUUGGCAGGGCUAAUACAAAGACUUCACCUUCAAGAACUUUUCCAUCGUUAUGGAGAAAACAACACUCUGACGAUUGAAGGAUUUAGAAAACUGCUCCAGAACAUAGGUAUAGAUAAAAUAAAAAGGAUUAAAGUAGACCAUUACCGUGACCAUCAUCUUCAUCAUAAUCAUGUUGCAUCAAGUAAAAACUCUGAGAAGACUGUUUGCCCAAACCAUGAAUAUGAUGCUAACAAAGAUCCCAUGAACAGUCACUUACAGGAACUGCACAAAGUAGAAAAUACAGAACAUGAGCAAAACUUUGUACACAGCAAGAACACUGUUAAUGAAAUAACUGCAUCUAUCAAUACUACUCCCACAGGUGGCAACUCUGAAUUACAGAAUUUGGGAACUGGAGAAGUGAAGUCAGUUGCUCAUUUAGAUCUGACUAACGCUACUAAUGCUACAGACAGCGGUAAUACAAGUUGGCUUGCUAAUGGAAAAGCAAAUGAAUCUUUUAUUUUUCCAAAGGAAUUGGAAGGAGGAAGUUACCUGUAUUCUAAAUUUAAAAACCAAAAUACCCAAGAGUGUUCCAAUGCAUCAAAACUGAUGCAGUCCCAUGGCAUAGGCACUCAAGUGUGGUUGACUGCUACAGAAUUUAGUUAUCUCUGUCCAGCUAUUAUUAAUCAGAUCGAUGGCAAAUACUGCAUAGUCCAUGCAACUAGUGAAAAAGCUGAAACUCCUCCAAAAGGUUACUCUUUGCAAAUAGCUUGGAUUGGUGGCUUUAUAUCAAUCUCUGUCAUCAGUUUUCUUUCCUUACUGGGUGUUAUAUUGGUACCUCUGAUGAAUCGUGUAUUUUUCAAGUUUCUCCUAAGUUUUCUUGUGGCAUUGGCUGUUGGAACUUUAAGUGGAGAUGCUUUCUUACAUCUUCUUCCACAUUCUCAUGGAAACCAUCACCAUCACCGUGAAAAACCUCUACUUGAACAAAACAAAGGCUCUCUCUUCAAACAUCUUGUUUUUCAAAGUCUAGAAGAGAGUGCUUACCUGGAUUCCACAUGGAAGGGACUUACAGCACUUGGAGGCUUAUAUUUCAUGUUUCUGGUGGAGCAUUUGAUCACUUUAAUAAAGCAGUUUAAAGACAAGAAGAAAAAGAAAAGAAAUGAAGAUGAUGGAGAAAGUAAGAAGUUUUCAGCGAAUGAAGAGAUGUUGGAUCCAGAUGAUCGGCCUGAGGGCUAUCUAGGGACAGAUUCACAAGAUCCAUCGCCCUUCAUUUCUCAGCAACCAGCAGUACAAGAAGAAGAAGAAGAAGUUAUGAUAGCUCAUUCUCACCAAGAGGAGGUUGACAAUGAAUAUGUAUCCAGGGGCUGUAGAAACAAAUGUCACUCUCACUUGCAUGAUACUUUAGGACAGACGGAUCAUCUUAGUCAUCAUCAUCAUGACUACCAUCACAUUCUGCAUCAUCACCAUCACCAGAACCAUCAUCCACACAGUCACAGUCAGCGGUAUUCACGUGAAGAACUGAAGGAUGCUGGGAUAGCAACUCUGGCAUGGAUGGUGAUUAUGGGAGAUGGACUACACAAUUUUAGUGAUGGCCUUGCAAUUGGAGCAGCCUUUACCGAAGGGUUAUCUAGUGGUUUAAGUACUUCUGUGGCUGUAUUUUGCCAUGAAUUGCCUCAUGAGCUAGGAGAUUUUGCUGUGCUUCUAAAAGCUGGUAUGACCGUCAAACAAGCUGUGCUUUAUAAUGCUCUGUCAGCUAUGCUGGCCUAUCUUGGAAUGGCAACGGGGAUUCUUAUUGGUCAUUAUGCAGACAAUGUUUCAAUGUGGAUAUUUGCCCUUACUGCUGGCUUAUUCAUGUAUGUGGCACUUGUGGAUAUGGUGCCUGAAAUGCUCCACAAUGAUGCUAGUGAUCAUGGAUGUAGCCGCUGGGGAUAUUUCCUAUUACAGAACGCUGGGAUUCUGCUGGGUUUUGGGAUAAUGCUGCUUAUCUCUGUAUUUGAACAUAAAAUUGUAUUCAGCAUAAACCUGUAGUCUUGCUUGCCAGGAGCAAAGCUUAGUGUUAAAUUAUGAUUGGUAUACCUUUCCCCACUUCUCCCCCUUUCCCCCCCCUCCCCAUUAAAUUUUGUAAUGCAGAGCUAGGCUUGAUGUAGACUAGAUAUUUUUGUUGACGUGUUGGUUUUUUUCCCCCCUCCAAAGUAGAAAUGAAUCCUGUGUAAAAUUUUUUAUUCAGUUUAGUGUUGCAUAUGGUACUGUGGAAAGUUACACUUAGUAAAGCAUGGUGAACGUAUCAAAUCUAUUAAAGGAGCUUCAUCAUUUGGGGAGAGGGGAUCUUUAAAAUUUUUUGUGAAUUUAUCUACUGUAUGUAACUAUAUGAAACUGGCAUUUUCUUACUUGAAUAGUUUUGCUGGUAUAAACAAAUAAAAUGACAGUGGUUUUUAUUAUACCACAAUCAAAAACAGGCAAUACAAAGCUCAGGGAGCAGUGUUAAACAAGAAGACAACAUGUCAUGAGUAGUAUAUGUUUGGUAGUAAUUCACUUCUGUUUCCAUCUAGUCUACAUGGAAUGUCAUAUGGGUCCACUUCCACCUUUUUGAGGUGGUUCUACUCAGAAUAGCUCGUGGGUUCUUUGUUUCUUCAUUCUGGUUAAUUUCCACUCCAAGUGAUUUCAUGUGAAAUCCUGUUUUAAGUGUUUGUACCAAGUAAGUUUUACUUGUUUGAUCUCUUUUGAUAUGAGAUGAUCUUUACUGAUUUCUUAAGUGAGCAACAAAACUACAGCUAUAAUAUUAGCUAUAAUAUUGUAAAAGCAUAGCUAUGUCUCUAAUAUACUCAAAUUCCAUCAAAAAGAGUUUUAAAGUAGAGAUAUAUUGCAUUAAUGCUGCCUGAAACAGCAAAAUUGUGUUACACUCAGGUUUUGAGGGAAGGAGUGCUAUAGACUGAGACAACAGUCAUUUACUACAGCAGCUUUCUUAGUGUUGAUAUACUCUGGGAAUUAGCUGACUAGGAGAGCUUACUGGUUCUAGUUCAAUAUGCUUGCAUGCUAUAAACUUAGGCUGUGCAAAACAACUACAUUCUUUGCAAUAACUUAAGCUGACUCAUCCAAAAAAGGAAAAACUCUUUGACAGCAUAUAUAGGGAAGCAGCAUAUGAAAUUGAGAUUAAUUAUUGCUAAUGUAAUAUGUAGAUUGAGCUUACUGUCUACAGUUUAAGAUUUUAACCAUCCUGAAAGUAACUGAGGGAAGAAAGGAUGAAAAAAGUGUUAUAAAAAUCUUGUGUUUGCAGGGAAGACAGGCAAACAUUAGUUCACAUAACAUCUCUUAACUCUUAUAUAAUGAAGAAGAAAUUGUCUGAACCAUGCUGUCUUAAUUAACUAGCAUUUAAAAACUGGAAACAAAACCAUUAGAACUUAUUUCUGAUCUGAGUUUACCACUACUUCAAAUCACAAGCUGAAUGAAAAGCUUAAAAAGGAAGCAUUUGAUAAUGCCAUGUCUGACAGGUUAAAUGGUCUGACAUAUGUUUGUCCUGCAUAAAAUUAAAAUGAAAACUACCACAUCGCUUCAGAAAUAGAUAUUUCAAAUGCAUUGAAAGAUUUUUACCACUUAAAAAACAAGGUUCUUAGGAUUUUCUGCAGCCAAUGGAAUAUUACCUUUUCCUCGUCCUUUGGUCUUUCCUCAGAUUAACUAGAUUGAGAUUUAAUCUUCUUUGCAUAUUUAUAAAAUGCUGUUUUAUCAAUGUUUCUUAAGAAAGCUGAAAUAAUCAGCAUAGAUCUGUUAGGGUUUUAAUGUCAGUGUUGGAGCUCAUAUUGAUGAUUUAUGUAAGGAUGGAUUUUUGUUUCAUUUUUUGUGAAGAAUUGUUACCAAAUUUAAAAAAAAAAUAGAAUAAGCAAUGGAUUGAACUUUGUUUCUAUGCUUAAGAACAAAGUGUGCUCAGUAGGAGACCUUACAGCACUACUGUAACUUAUGAGCAAAGGAAAAAGAAGCAAAUAAAGGUCACUUUUCCUGUCUUA